Molecule: messenger RNA, 2379 nt
Organism: Amphibalanus amphitrite
Lineage: Eukaryota; Metazoa; Arthropoda; Thecostraca; Balanomorpha; Balanidae
Exons: 2
Coding region: 130-1131 (333 amino acids)
Source: RefSeq, a predicted model, not a curated record
AAGGCCCGUCCCAGCUCUCAGACGUUCUUUGGUACCAUCGAGCAGCGCAGGGCCGCUGCAGAACGCACGGUUUCGAGUCUGGAAAAAGCCGACGUCCGUAAACAGGAGACUGGGAAAAGAAAAGGAGGCAUGGAAGACAAAGCAAUGAAAAUAACGCCUAUAGCUAGUGUUGCCAGUGAUGAUACCGACAUCACCAUCACUGCAAGAGUUAUGAACAUGAGCACUCUCGUCGGCAACUUUGGUAAAUUUCCGUUUCUAGAGUGCCGCGAUCACACUGGAGAAAUCAGGAUAAAGUGCGAUAAGUUCGGUGACAAAAUGAAAGAGGUCGUCAUCAACGGUGUUUAUACAUUCACUCACCUGGUAGCAAGAGACUGGCGAGGAGACCGAGACGACUAUCAAAUUCCUAUUAAAGCCGACUUCGAGCUGGUAUCUACUGAGAAGUCAGAGAUCCGCAAGAUGCCGUACAGAACGUACGAAUUUAAAAAAAUAGAAGAGCUGAAAAAACAGGUCAGCCAAAAUGGCACAGCAACAGAUCUUGGCAUGUGUGACGUCAUCGGCAUGUGCACGGAAAUCGGAGCCAUUGGGCAAAACCAAUUUGCAAAACCUGAAAUCGAACUAACGCUGGUGGACGAGACCACCGGGCUAGAGUCCGGCAUUACCCUGGCUCUACAGAGGGACCCGGCUACCGAGUUGAAUCAGCUGCUGCAAAAUAAAUUAAUUUCUACCCCGUUUGUGGCUGUAGCCAAAAACGGUCGUCUUAAAAAAUUUGAUGGCGGCAGAAUCAACAGCGGCACCUCAAACAUGGUGCUCAUCCCUAAACUGUGCAAGUUGCCAAACCCCCGGCUGACGCAAAGACAACAAGAGUUGGAGAAAUGGUACGGGGAGGCCAAGAAGGACGGGAAGACUGCUGAGGAAAAGAGCAAUACUGAGAAAGAAAAGGAGAAUGCUGAGGAAACUAGGAAGAAUGCUGAGGAAAAAAGAGAGAAUGCUGGGGAAAAAAAGGAGAAUGCACCGAAGCGGGAACACGACGCGGACGACACAGAGGAACUAGGAAACGCACAAAAGUGCAUCAAGAAAGGUGCUGUAUCCGAUAGGUGCUCUAUCCGACUAGAAAUUACUAUGCACCAAUGAUGUAAUCACAGCAUUACAACCCACGCAAGGAUGGGCCUCUCAGUCAACUUCGACAUGGUGGUGGGGGCCUUUUUGGUCCCAUCAGGUUAUCUCGGAAAGUUGGCAAGCUAGAAAGCCGCAGUGAAAAGCAAUAGAUAGUUCGCUAUAAGAUCUUUCAGAUUAGAGGGUAAUUUUUGAUCAGGUCAUUGCUGAGGUCACUAGAGGACAUCAAAGGUAAAAUUUUUACAAUUUUUUGUUCCCGAUUUUGACAACUUUUCACAAAUCGGCUCACAGUUUGGGAACCAAUGGAGCUAUAGCGCUGCAGAAAAGCGCAUUCGAUAGCUCUUUCAAAGGACAUUCUGUUCAUUGUUCUCAGCAAAAAAAAAUAGCAGCAGGGUUCAAAAAACUUACACGUGAUGCGAUUGAUGUAUCAUAAGCUAUACCAUGUUUCGUUUUCUUAACACUCGCAAAAAACUGGUAGAUGUGGCCAAAAACGUUAAGAUUUGACCUUAGAUCAACAGUUUAGCCUCCAGAGGGCAAAAACUCAAAAUUUGACGUUUUUUUUGUGGGAAAGGUACUAUACUUAUUUAUCCAUUUACUUAUUCCGACCUCUCUCCAACGGGCAAUCUGGCGUCCCAUUUACAGGAGAGCUCCUGCUCCUCCUGGUCCCAUUCCCCGAGUUUCAAACUUCUGAGAUGUAUACUGUGUGAAUGACUCACAAAGUGUUUAGAGGCAUGGUCACCCAACUUGACCUGGGCCUCGUUUCAUAAAAGGAAUUACUUACGGCGUUCCGUCAAUUAUGCCAGAUUUGGCGUAUUUGAUGCCAAUUCGGUUUCAUAAAGCCGGAGACCGGAGUAAUUCACGUCAUCGAAAGUACGGAGCUUCAUUUACGGCAAAUGCUCGAUUCCGGACCAAUUGAUGCCAUUUGGGUUUCAUAAAACGACGUAAUUAACGCCAAAUAUUUUAUCAAGCUCUUGAUAUCAGUGGUGUAAACUACGCACAAAAAUGUUGCGUGAUUUUGAAUUAAUGUGAAGAUUUGAAGCUAGUUUUUGAUAUAUUUUAUAACGUUGAGCCCGGUGAGGAAGAAAGACCAGCCAAAAAGAGAAAAAGAAACUGCAAAUCUUCUGUACCAGUCGCUUUUUGUGGCCACUAUCGGAAUUUUGUUUAUUCGCCGCGCCGCGCCACUUUCGUAGUUAGGCACUUCUGCUUCUGCUGGCUUUAUGCUGUUUUUAAUAUGUUGUUUUAAUAAAGGAUGGUCAUCAAUAUAAA